This is a messenger RNA of Penaeus monodon (black tiger shrimp), 592 nucleotides long. RefSeq lists its product as uncharacterized. The record is from RefSeq and is a predicted model, not a curated record. NCBI's taxonomy places the organism in Eukaryota, Metazoa, Arthropoda, Malacostraca, Decapoda, Penaeidae.
GCUUCUGUUUCGCAGAGUUGGUGACAUGGAACGGACAAUCCUCAGGUCACCUAUACACGUGACUUACCCGCUGGUGGGAGAGUUCGUGGCCUACCUGCUGGGGGUCAUCAAUGCGCUGUUCACGGCAGCAACGCUCGCCGCCGUUAGUAAGGCUCUGUCCGGGACGAUGGACUACAUGACAGGCAGGAAGGUGGAGGCGUUCGUGGGGCGUUUUGUAGGCCGCCUCCCUGGGUCGCAGGGCGCCCCAGACUUGAUCGCGGCGGGCGCCUCGCUCUCGGUGGCUGUCUUACUGGCGCUGGGCCUCGAGCAAUCUGGCUUCCUAAGAGCCAGCAUGGGCGUCACUUCGGUGCUGGCGCUUCUCUUCUUCCUUGUCGUGGGUGGAUCCCACACCGAGCAGAACACCGCCCAUUUACACCACGCAAUCUCUUCUGAGGUAUUUGUAGAUUACAUUGUACAAGUUUCUACAUGUUUGGUCCCAUGCUCAGAGUCCACCAGGGGAAAUUUCAGAGGAUUUAUUUUAUUCGUUUGGUUUAUAGCAGUCCAGCCAUUGGCAAUUCUGGGCCAAACAAUUGAAUAUGAGGCACUGCUUUGA